UACACGAUAGAGUGACUAAUUAGUAGAAAGUCUAAAGUUUCCGUUUGCAUAAAUUUUAAAGGAAGCGGGUUGGGUAAUCAGAUCACAUUAAAACGAGAAUCUGAUACACCGUCCUGAGUUUAUUAAUGAGACAGUGGUGUAGUCAAGUUUGCGGAAUAAAUAAUUAUUGUAAUUGUCGAAUUUCUAUGAGUUUUUAAGUGCCGAAGAUCCGUCAAGGAUUCAGCUGUUUAUGCGAGCGUGUGUCACGGUAAACCAGAUAGGUGAGAAACUAAAAUCGAAUCCGUGAUCAACUAAAAUUCGUAGAGACAUUAUUUUAGUGCACCUGUGGUAAACAAUAAUUGAAGAGUUUUAUAAAACGUGUUGUAGUGACGCCAAUGACUUCUGGUAAAUCCAGUGCUAUUUACAUACAUCUUUAUAACUAAAAAGAAAGAAAAAGACGCAGAAUAGUUUCUGAACCAGCGGAAUAACGAUGUCAGUGUUUUGAUGUUCUUCACAAUGACAAGAAAACGGAUACUUGACUGUUUCAUAUUGUUAAUUAUUUGUUGCCGUUCUGCGUUUGCGCAAGUUGGAAGUAGCUGCCAGGUGAAAGUCACCGGAGUCGCAGGGGUGUGCCGGAUCGCAUCGGACUGCCCUGUGGUGCAAGAGCAGGCCCAAAACGGGAUAAGUCCCACAAUAUGUGGCUUCUAUCAGCUAACAGUGCCCAUAGUGUGUUGUGAAACAAGUCCUUUCGCAGAACCCAACGACGGGUUAUUACCCAGUCGGCCUGAUUCAUCGGAUCAUCGCAGGCCUGGACGUCCCAGUACGGGUCAUAGAGAACCAAAUCCCAACACAUUCUUAAGUCAAGAAGAGCCAAAUAAUCCAGACGCUUUUGUUUAUCCAGAUCAUCACCAGAAUGAACCCGUUGUGUCUCAGCGCUUGAGUAAAAGCGAGCAGAAAUGCCAGGAGUAUAGUAAGGCCAUUAGCGGCAUAGUCCAGGCUAUUCCUUUGGUAACUCAUACUGAAGUUGUAAGCGUAAAUGUUCCCAAGUGUGACUACAACGGAGUUGCGUUAAUAGUCGGGGGCAAGCCUGCCUCUGCUGGGGAAUUCCCGUUUAUGGCGGCCAUUGGCUUCGACAGCGAUAAUAAAGUCGAGUGGAGGUGUGGCGGUACGCUGAUUAGCGAAGAAUACGUUCUGACGGCCGCCCACUGCACUUUUACACACGACAGGGAGUCGCCGACGGUAGUGCGUCUGGGGGAACUCGAUUUGUCUCGAGAAGAUGAAGGUACGGAGUACGCGGACUACAGCGUCAAAAAUAUCAUCGUUCAUCAUAAUUACACAUACCCGAGGAAAUACUACGACAUUGCUCUCAUCCAGUUAGCUCCAAGAGUCAAGUUCACCAAAUUUAUUCGGCCUGCGUGCCUUUACACUAAAUCACAAGUGGAACUGCCUCAAGCGGUGGCCACGGGAUGGGGCAAAACCGAUUACGCGGCCGCGGAAAUUAGUGACAAACUAAUGAAGGUGUCGCUCAACAUCUACAGCAACAGCAGGUGUUCGCAAACUUAUCAAGUGAACAAGCAUUUGCCGCAAGGUAUUAAGUCUAACAUGAUAUGUGCUGGGGAGCUCAAAGGAGGAAUGGAUACGUGUCAGGGCGACUCAGGAGGACCUCUUCUUAUCACCAAGAAAGGCAAUCAAUGCGAGUUCUACGUGAUUGGUAUCACAUCCUUUGGAAAGUCGUGCGGACAAGCCAAUACACCCGCUAUCUACACUAGAGUGUCUUCAUUCGUGUCUUGGAUCGAAAGAAUCGUUUGGUAGACGAAGCACGGAAUUAAUUACAAAUUUUCUAUUUUUUUUAAUCAUUUCACAUACAUACGUAUUUGAAAAAUUUACAAUUUAAAGUACUGUAUAAAAGAAGAAUAAAGUUGUACUUCAACGUA
This is a messenger RNA of Zophobas morio, 1913 nucleotides long. RefSeq names its product venom protease-like. Bases 484 to 1791 code for a protein of 435 amino acids. The record is from RefSeq and is a predicted model, not a curated record. Lineage: Eukaryota; Metazoa; Arthropoda; Insecta; Coleoptera; Tenebrionidae. Gene Ontology annotation, molecular function: serine-type endopeptidase activity. Gene Ontology annotation, biological process: proteolysis. The transcript has 7 exons.